AUGCGGUAUACUCGAGCAAGUGUUCCUCCAGAUAAAUUAUAUUUAGCAUCUACAGCUGUGUUAAUGAGUGAAGUCAUUAAAAGUCUUGUUUGCGCAUUUGUCAUUUAUACAUUCUUGCCUAAAUCUGGCCGAUCCUUAAGGAGAUUAAUUGCUUUUUUAUAUAGAGAAAUAGUCAUUGAUUGGAGAGAAACGAUCAAACUAGCUCUUCCUGCUAUUCUUUAUUUAAUUCAAAACAAUCUUCAAUAUGUAGCUGCUACAAAUUUAGACGCUGCUACCUUUCAAAUUACAUAUCAACUUAAAAUUUUAACCACAGCAUUUUUUACAGUCAUCAUUCUUCAACGAAAGCUUUCAAAUACAAAAUGGUUAGCAUUAGGUAUCUUAACGAUAGGCAUUAUACUUGUUGUGCUACCUAAAAAUGCAUUGCAGAUUGGAUGGUUGACUGUAGAAGACGAGUCAUCAACAAGUCAUGAGAGACAUGAAGAAUUAAACAAAAUUGGUAAUCAAUCAAAUAUGAUAGGAUUAAUGGCUGUUUUAGCAGCUUGUAUUCUUUCUGGUAUUGCCGGUGUUUAUUUUGAAAAGAUUGUAAAGAAUUCAUCUACAAAUAAGGAAGUAAAAGAGGAACAUAAGUUGGAUCAUUUACUAUACGGUCAAUCAGAACAUUCGAUCCAAACUGAAUUAUGGAUUCGUAAUAUUCAAUUAUCAGUUUUUUCAGUCUUGUUAGGUUGUCUGUUUACGGUAGGAUUACAAGACGGCGUAAUUAUAUGGGAAAAGGGUUUCUUUCAAAAUUAUUCUCCUUUGACUUGGUUAGUGAUUCUCAUUCAAGCAGGUGGUGGCUUAAUCGUUGGAUUAGUUGUGCGUUAUGCGGAUAAUAUUUUAAAAGGAUUUGCAACCAGUAUUAGUAUCAUCAUCUCUAGUGUGAUCAGUUGUUGGUUAUUUGAUUUUGAGAUGACUUCUAUUUUCUGUCUUGGUGCAUUACUAGUUAUUUAUGCAACUUAUUUAUAUGGUAAAAGUUAG
This is a messenger RNA of Cokeromyces recurvatus, 1014 nucleotides long. Its product is annotated as UDP-galactose transporter. Gene Ontology annotation, molecular function: UDP-galactose transmembrane transporter activity. NCBI's taxonomy places the organism in Eukaryota, Fungi, Mucoromycota, Mucoromycetes, Mucorales, Mucoraceae. Gene Ontology annotation, cellular component: Golgi membrane. Gene Ontology annotation, biological process: pyrimidine nucleotide-sugar transmembrane transport. The transcript is spliced from 2 exons. The coding region runs from base 1 to 1014 and encodes 337 amino acids. The record is from RefSeq and is a predicted model, not a curated record.